ACAAACUGCGGGAGAAGGGACCCAGGAGUUGGGCCCAGCUCUGCUCUGAGCGGCAGGAUGAUUCCAGUGGCUGAGUUCAAGCAGUUCUCAGAGCAGCAGCCAGCCUUCAAGUUGCUCAAACCCUGGUGGGAUGUACUGGCUGAAUAUCUCACAGUGGCUAUGCUUAUGAUUGGGGUCUUCGGCUGCACCCUCCAGGUGACACAGGACAAAAUCAUCUGUCUUCCCAGUCAUGAACCCCGGGAAAACUUAUCUGAGACCCCGUGUCAGCAACUGCUGCUGCAAGGAGUCCCCGAAAAGAUGGGGGAUUUCCAGGAAGUGAGCGGCCUCAAAAACAACCUAGACCUGCAGCAGUACAGCUUCAUUAACCAGCUCUGCUAUGAGAAGGCCCUCCACUGGUACCCUAAGUACUUCCCCUACCUGGUUGUCAUUCACACGCUCAUCUUCAUGGUCUGCACCAGCUUCUGGUUCAAGUUCCCCGGCACAAGCUCCAAGAUUGAACACUUCACCUCCAUCCUGGGCAAGUGUUUUGACUCACCAUGGACCACACGGGCCCUGUCUGAGGUCUCAGGGGAGAACCGUAAGGGCCAUGCCACUAGACAGGCAACAGCAACUAUGGCAGGUGAGGCAGGACCAGAAAAGGCUGGGGAGGGUGAGAAAGAGAAGGUGCUGACAGAGUCUGAGAAGGUGGUGACUGAGCCACCAGCUGUUACCCUUUUGGACAAGAAGGAGGGUGAACAGGCCAAAGCCCUGUUUGAGAAGGUCAAGAAGUUCCGUGUGCAUGUGGAAGAGGGGGACAUUUUAUACACCAUGUACAUCAGGCAGACGGUGCUCAAAGUCUGCAAGUUUUUUGCCAUCCUGGUCUACAACCUCAUCUAUGUGGAGAAGAUAAACUUUGUGGUGGCCUGCACAGUAGAAACUUCAAGAUUCACGGGCUAUGCCAGCUUCUGCUGCAACCACACCAAGGCCCACCUCUUCUCCAAGCUGGCUUUCUGCUAUAUCUCCUUCGUAUGUGUCUAUGGGAUCACCUGCCUCUAUACACUCUAUUGGCUCUUCCACCGGCCGCUCAAGGAGUACUCCUUUCGUUCCGUGCGGGAGGAGACUGGCAUGGGUGACAUUCCUGAUGUCAAGAAUGACUUUGCCUUCAUGCUGCACCUCAUCGACCAGUAUGACCCACUGUACUCCAAGCGCUUUGCUGUCUUCCUCUCUGAGGUCAGUGAAAGCCGCCUGAAGCAGCUCAACCUCAACCACGACUGGACACCUGAGAAACUUCGGCAGAAGCUGCAGCGCAACACCAAGGGCCGGCUAGAGCUGGCACUCUGCAUGCUCCCAGGACUGCCUGACACUGUCUUUGAGCUCCGUGAGGUGGAGGCACUCCGGCUGGAGGCCAUCUGUGAUAUCACCUUCCCCCCAGGCCUGUCACAGCUGGUGCACCUGCAGGAACUCAGCCUGCUCCACUCUCCUGCCAGGCUGCCCUUCUCCUUGCAGAUCUUUCUGCGGGACCGCCUGAAGGUCAUCUGUGUCAAGUGUGAGGAGCUCCGUGAGGUGCCCCUCUGGGUGUUCGGUCUGCGAGGCCUGGAGGAGCUGCACCUUGAGGGGCUCUUUCCCCCAGAGCUGGCUCAGGCAGCCACCCUUGAAAGCCUCCGGGAACUGAAGCAGCUCAAGGUGCUGUCUCUUCGGAGCAAUGCAGGCAAGGUCCCAGCCAGCGUGACCGAUGUGGCUGGCCACCUGCAGCAGCUUAGCCUGCACAACAAUGGGGCCCGCCUGCUGGCCCUUAAUAGCCUAAAGAAGCUAGUGGUGCUACGAGAGCUGGAGCUGGUGGCAUGUGGGCUGGAGCGCAUCCCCCAUGCUGUCUUUAGCCUGGGCGCACUGCAGGAACUUGACCUCAAGGACAACCACCUGCGGUCCAUUGAGGAGAUCCUCAGCUUCCAGCACUGUCGCAAGCUGGUCACGCUCAGACUAUGGCACAACCAGAUCGCCUAUGUCCCUGAACAUGUGCGAAAGCUGCGGGUCCUUGAGCAGCUCUACCUCAGCCACAAUAAGCUGGAGGCCCUGCCCACCCAGCUGGGCAUGUGUUCUGGCCUCCGCCUGCUGGAUGUCACCCACAACGGGCUGCACUCCUUGCCACCUGAGCUCGGUCUCCUCCAGAACCUGCAGCACCUGGCUCUCUCCUACAAUGCCUUGGAGGCCCUGCCCGAUGAGCUCUUCUUCUGCUGUAAGCUUCGGACAUUGCUCCUGGGCUACAACCAACUGAGUCAGCUGUCUCCCCAGGUGGGGGCCCUCAGGGCCCUCAACCGCCUGGAGCUCAAGGGCAACAGAUUGGAGGCACUGCCCGAAGAACUGGGCAACUGUAGAGAGCUCAAGAAGACAGGGCUUCUGGUGGAGGACACCCUCUAUGAGGGCCUGCCGGCAGAAGUUCGAGAGAAGAUGGAGGAGGAGUGAAAUCAGGGAAGGGCAGGUUGAAGUGCAGACUUUCUGGAUGCUUCUGUCCCAAAAUCUCUACCAUUGUCUUCAAGGGAGUUAGCCAGGUAGGCCCAGGCCAGGA
Messenger RNA from Molossus molossus (Pallas's mastiff bat), 2542 nucleotides. It is a transcript of the gene LRRC8E, whose product is annotated as leucine rich repeat containing 8 VRAC subunit E. NCBI's taxonomy places the organism in Eukaryota, Metazoa, Chordata, Mammalia, Chiroptera, Molossidae. The coding region runs from base 58 to 2439 and encodes 793 amino acids. The record is from RefSeq and is a predicted model, not a curated record. Gene Ontology annotation, molecular function: protein binding. The transcript has 3 exons.